Capronia epimyces CBS 606.96 is the source of this 1323-nucleotide messenger RNA. RefSeq lists its product as uncharacterized. The record is from RefSeq and is a predicted model, not a curated record. The transcript has 2 exons. Bases 1 to 1323 code for a protein of 440 amino acids. Lineage: Eukaryota; Fungi; Ascomycota; Eurotiomycetes; Chaetothyriales; Herpotrichiellaceae.
AUGGCCCGAUCCGGCCGCCCACCCUCCAUGUCGAGCCAAAAUGCCAUCCGUUGUCUGGUAGACGACACCGCCUUGACCAGAAACUUCGCAGAGAUCGAAACCUGGGUCGCUCAGGGCAGGAUUAUUUUGGUGGUGCCUCUCUACACCAUCGAGCGCCUACACCUGCUGAAGAAAGACUCUUCGCAGAUUGGUGCCAACGCACGCAAAGCGGUCAAGUUCCUCGACCGGUAUACCUCCUCCCGCGGUGACUUGCGACACGAUCCUAUAAUCUUGCAGGGCCCCGACGAGCAAUACACAACCUGGGCCGAGGUUGAAGAGCGCUACAUCAAUGAAAAUCUGAAGACGGCCGGGACGAAUGAAGAGGAAUCCACACUAUCUGCCAUGGACAAGGAACAAGAGAAGGAUGCCGAACUUCCCUUGAAGGAACGUACUGGAGCCGGAGGCACGCUGUCGCAAAUGUUGUUGGAUAGACUAAACUUCACCAAAGAGGCGGCCGCCGCGUCGCCCACUUCGACACCGCCCUUGUCUCCCGCUUCCUCUGGCCCGCAGAGCUCCAAAACCAGUCCCGAGGUGAAGUCGGCGGUCAUGAUCGCACACGAUCAGACCCCUGUGCCGCCAUCGCUGAAGCCACUGCUGAAUUCGGUGGUGUGGUAUGUCCACGAGAAGAAGUUGCCGCCCAAUGAGAGUGUGGUUUUCCUCACCAACUCUGCCGACACUAUGCAUUUGGCGCGAGACUUUGGAGUUCCGACCAAGAACAUCCACCAAUUGAGGAGCACUCUCGGACUGGAAGAUGGCGAAGUCAGCGCUCAGGAAACUCCGAAGCGGGAGGUGAUGAAGCGAGGCUCCCGCCCCGAGGCAAAGACGCUGUUCAGUUAUGAGGAUGAAGACAGCGACGAAGAGGAGGUGGUUUUCAAACCACGCGGUCGGGGCCCGGCCCGAGGAGCACAGUCUUCUCGAGGGUCGGCCACCGGCUCUUUGCGUGGCAAAGGGGGCCACGCUCGUUCCCCUGGCGUUUCGUUCAGUACACCCGCUCAACCUGCACAAGCCAAGCCUCAAAUCCCUGUCGACGAGAUCGACCCGGACUCGUUCGACCGCGGAAGCUUUGGGCGAGGCAGCACUCCUCUGGUCAACACCAGCAGUCACGGUCAUAGUCACAGCCACAGUCACAGUCACAACCACACCCAAUUCAACAGUGGUCGUGGUUCGGGACAUCGUGGGAAUCACAGUCAGGGGGGAGGCCGUGGGACCAACCACAGCCGUGGCUCUGGUCGUGGAAUCGAACGUGGAUCGACCCGCGGGAGAGGUCGAUUGUUUGUGCCAUGA